This is a messenger RNA of Microbotryum saponariae, 5676 nucleotides long. NCBI's taxonomy places the organism in Eukaryota, Fungi, Basidiomycota, Microbotryomycetes, Microbotryales, Microbotryaceae. The record is from the annotation of a GenBank genome assembly.
AUGGUCGAGCCGAUCCCGACGCGCGGUCCCAUGAACCGGUGGUCUCGUUCAUGGGCGCGCCUCAACAACUGGAGCGUGUUGUCGGUCUUUGAUCCGAAACGCCGCACGCCGCAACCGCGGUCCGUGCUCGUCAAUGUACCCGUACCGUCCCAUGCGACGAUGAUGGCACCCAAGGUCUCGGUGCCGUUCAUGGCCAAGCUGAGCAAGGUCGAGCUCCCCGAUGGCACGACCCAACUCACGAAGCGCAAGCGUGGCUUCGGCUCCAGGAUCCGGCCCGCGCCCGGCUGGAUCUUCGAAUCGAACCAGGUGCUCACCUCAAAGUACAACGUCAUCACCUUCCUGCCCCGCAACUUGGUCGAGCAGUUCCGUCGUAUCGCCAACAUCUUCUUCCUGGGUGAGUGUCGGCGGUCGUGUUCUCUGGCGCGGGAUCUAGGAUCCGGGAUCUCGCUCUUGCUUUGGCUCCGGCUCGGCCUCGGGGGUCCUCGAGCCUGCGAGGCGGCCUGUCAGUGGCAGCGCGUCAGCGCCCACCCAUUCGAGGCCGAGGCGUACGGGACGCAGAUGACGACAGCUUGGGGGUCAAACUCGCUGCAGGGGCAAUGCGAAGACGAUGUGUUAUGCCCUAUCUACGGAGAGCAGCAUGCAUGGCCAUCAGCGCAGUACGACUUGUAACUCGAGGGCGGGGCCUGCUGGUGUCAGUCUCACUGCGCGGCGCUCAGCGUCUCAGAGUUCACCUCCACUUGUGCUGGGCUUCGAGAGACGAACGAUCGCAUCGCGGCUGCAUCAAGAACGCACAGAUGUCGAUCGCCAGUUCGAUGGCAUGGACCCUUGUUCGCACCUGAUAUCUCACCCCUGAACUAACCCAAAUCUCUCCGUUUUUCCCAGUCUUGGUCGUUCUGCAAUUUUUCCCCCGAUUCACGACCGUGAAUCCCGGACUAUCGGCGCUCCCCUUGUUGGCUGUGCUCACCAUCACCGCGCUCAAGGACGGCUACGAGGAUCUCAAGCGACACCAGAGUGAUCGCUCCAUCAACAAUAUCAAGGUAUGUGUGCUCGCGCCGUUUUCCUCGACCCGCGCGAGAUGACCCACUUAGGGACUGGCCACAUGACCCACAGGUACUCGCCCUCCGAGGCACAUUCCACAACCCCAAUGCGACCCGAAUCAAGUCGCGCACCUUCACCUUGCCUGCCUUCAUUCGCAACAUCUUUGUCAGGCGAUCCCUGAUCCAGGAGGCCGAAGCGGCCGAGGACGAGCGACAGGCCGAACGGAAAAAGGGCUUCUGGGGGAAACGCAAGAUUCGCAUGCCCAAGCAGAAGAAGGCCGUUAGCACAUCCGAAACCAACUCGAUACACGAGCAAGAAUCGAGCGAGAUUCCUCGGGACGCCCCUGGAGGAGGCAACUUGCAAAGUGCGAAGAAGAAGAGCGCCGCGCGUGAGGCACAAGCCCCGGAGAGGCAUGAGAGACUAGACGGCGAUCACUACGCCGACGACGAGGACCACGCCACCUCCCAGGUUCAUGGCGGUGACGCGCCGCAUCCGGGUUCCGAGCCUCACCACGAGGGCGCUCACUUUCCUCACCUCGGCGGUCACCACUAUUCGCACGCUGUCUGGGCCAAGGAAUGCUGGGAGGAUCUCCGAGUCGGUGAUUUUGUUCGCCUGAGGGGUGACGAGCCUGUACCCGCUGGUGAGUGUGAUUGUUGGAUCACGAUUCGCUCGUUACGGCAUGUUCAAAAUUGAAAGCUGACUCCGUGACCCCGUGUUCCAUAGAUCUGGUCAUUUGUGCCACAUCGGAAGAAGAGAAUGUGUGCUACGUCGAGACUAAGAACUUAGACGGGGAGACCAACCUCAAAUCGCGACACGCCGUUCCCGAGCUCACGCACCUGCGCACUUCGACUCUGAUCGAAACCGAAGCCAGAUUCACCAUCAAUGCCGAAGCGGCCGACGUCAACAUGUUCAACUAUAAUGCCGCCGUCAUUCUCGAGGAUGGUCGGUUAGGCAAGGACGGCAAGCCGCUUAGGUGCCCUGUCAACCUCAAUACGGUCCUUCUGCGAGGUACGGUCGUGCGUAACACGGAUUGGGUCAUCGGCGUGGUGGUCAUGUCGGGCCGCGACACCAAAAUCGUGCUCAACUCGGGCGGAACACCUUCGAAGCGGAGCAAGGUUGAACGCUUAAUGAACCCGAUGGUCUUCAUCAACCUGGCGCUGCUCGCGGCGAUGUGCAUUAUGUGCGCUAUCGUUGACCACUUCCUCGAAAAGGCGCAAUACCCCGAGGGCGCGUACUGGCUCUACGGCGCUGACCGAGGCGAUGACAACCCCAACAUCAACGCCCUCAUCACUUUUGCCAACGCCAUGAUCGCAUUCCAAAACAUUGUGCCCAUCUCGCUCUAUAUCUCGAUCGAGUUUGUCCGGUUGCUCCAGGCGUUCUUCAUCUACGCUGACAACGAAAUCUGCUAUCGCAACGGGACAACGAAGCACCGGACGAUCGCUCGCAGCUGGAACUUGUCGGACGAUCUCGGUCAAAUCGAAUACGUCUUCAGUGACAAGACUGGCACGCUAACGCAGAAUGCAAUGAUCUUCCAGCAAUGCUCGGUCGCUGGCAAGGUCUACCGGGGCGAUGGCCUGGCCCCGGCCGGCACUGUUGUACCUGGCGCCAACCGAGAUUCGUCGUCGACUGGGGCACCUACAUUCCACGUUGGCUCGGCCAGCGAUGCUGAGAAAGGGGAUGCUAGCUCUGGGCUGAGCAGCGACGAUCAUGACAAGAAGAACACCAAACUCGCGGACACCGUUCUCGCACCUUUCCACGAUGCCAGGAUCGGGUCCGAUCUAGCCGACCGUGACGCCGAAGCGUCUACAAACCUCUACGCCUUCUUCUCCAACCUUGCGCUUUGCCACACUGUGCUGGCUGCGGAAGAGGACGGGCUCAUCUCGUACAAAGCGCAAUCGCCCGACGAAGCCGCGCUCGUGCAAGCCGCAGCCGAUGUCGGGUUCGUCUUCCUGGGUCGAGACAAAGACGUGCUUCGCAUCCAAACCCCUCACGACGACGACGUCGUCGAGUACGUCUUGCUGAACGUGCUCGAGUUCACCUCGUCGCGCAAGCGUAUGUCGGUCGUCGUUCGCCGCGUAUCUGGGGAGCACGCCGGUCAGCUGUACCUCCUGUCCAAGGGAGCGGACAACGUUAUCUUUGAGCGACUGGCGCCUGGUAGUGAGCACCGCAAGAAGGCGACCGAUAAGCACCUCGAGGAGUUUGCCAAUGAAGGCUUGCGCACGCUGUGCCUCGCCUACAAGGAGCUCGAUGAGGACCAGUACGAGGCAUGGGAGCGCGAAUUCCACGAAGCGACGACGCUCAUUGACGGCCGAGAGGAGGCGAUCGAGGCCGCAUCAGAAAGAAUCGAGACCAACCUCGUGCUCCUCGGCGCGACGGCGAUUGAGGAUCGACUGCAAGACGGUGUGCCCGAAGCCAUCGCAGACCUCAAGCGAGCGGGCCUCAAGAUCUGGGUCGCGACCGGCGACAAGGUCGAGACGGCGAUCGCGAUCGGCAAGACGUGCAACUUGCUCUCGCGCGAUAUGAACGUCAUCAUCGUUCGAGGUGGCGAGUACAAUAUGCCGUCUUCGGCCUAUAGUCAGAUCCGCAACGCGCUCGAGAAGUUCUUCGAUGUCGGCGACCUCGCCGACCGGGUCUACCCGCAGCCCCCUGGUGCGGUUGGGAACCUGCCACGACCUAGCGAUCUUCCCGGCGGCCUCAAGCGCCACAACACGCGUCAAUCGGGACUCACCGAUAUCGUGGGUGACGACAACGGGCAAAGGCCAGGAGGCUACGGUCUCGUCAUCGAUGGUGCCACGCUCCGACACGCCUUCGCAGAGCCUUACACCAAGCAGCUCAUGCUCGAACUCGCGACCCGAUGCCGCGCUGUCAUUUGCUGCCGUACUUCUCCUCUGCAAAAAGCCCUGAUUGUCCGCCUCGUGAAGGACGGGUUGGGAGCGAUGUGCCUCGCCAUUGGUGACGGUGCCAACGACGUCUCAAUGAUCCAGGCGGCAGACAUCGGAGUCGGGGUCGCGGGUGAAGAAGGACUGCAAGCCGUCAACUCGUCCGACUACGCGAUUGGCCAAUUCCGCUACCUGCAGCGACUGCUCCUCGUCCAUGGCCACUGGUCCUACAUGCGCAACGCGAAUAUGAUUGUCAACUUCUUUUACAAGGAAAUCAUCGGUAUUGGGAUCUUGUUCUGGUUCCAGUUCUACUGCGGCUACUCGGCAACGACCGUCUACGAAUAUACCUACUUGCUCUUCUGGAACGUUUUCUGGACGCUUCGUAAGUUUUUGACUUCAUCGUUCUCUGAUUCUUCUCUCUGGACUCAACGCUGACCUCGCGAUCCCACAGUCCCGGUGAUUGCAAUUGGGGUCUUCGACCGAAGUGUCAGUGACCGAGUACUCAUGCAGGUGCCCGAGCUGUACGUCUAUGGCCGCAAGGGUGCGUUGUUCGGCCUCAAGCGUUUCACCUUCUAUAUGCUCGAUGGUAUCUACCAGGUCAGUCUUACCUAACCACACCCCCAGCUCGUCUGCUAACCCACGCACGAUUUUGCCCACAGUCCGCGGUCAUCUACUUCUUCCUGGCCUACGCGUAUGACACGACAACGGCUCGCCGUGAUGGGUACGACAUCCAGAUGUACGAGUUCUCAACCGUGAUGGCGAUCAGUGCCGUCAUCGCCGCCAAUUUGUACAACGGUCUCAACACAAAAGCCUGGACGUGGUGGGUCGCCUUUAGCGUCUUUCUCGGGCCGGUCCUCAUCUUGCUCUACACCGCCGUCUAUUCGGCGUUCUCUCCGUCCUUCAUUUGGACCUACGUCUACGGCAACAACCAGUUCCUCUGGCCAUCCGUCUACUACUGGCUGGGUUUACUGUUUACCAUCGUACUCUCGCUCUUGCCCCGCUACUUGUACCGCUACUAUAAGGAGAAUUACUACCCGACCGACGUCGAUAUCCUUCAGUGGACCGAUAAACAAGAACCGAAGCAGUGAGUGGAGGGCUCAUCUGAACCAGCACUGUGAUGCAUGAUCGACUUAUUGCGCGGCUUGCCUCGUCCUCCUUCAGUGACUGGGUUAAUGACCCUUACAUGCCGCAACGUCGCGGUGCCUCUGGGCCGGCCACAACGAGUGCCCAUGACAUCUACCAGCACGACAAUGGCUCCGCUCACGCCGAUGACACGCAUCCCAUCUUCGCUCCUGGGCGACCCAGCCUCAACGAAGAGCCUAACUCUUUCCCGCUGGGCCAUCGUCUCAGCCGACAGAGCACGACGCACGACAUGUCGACGGGUCUGGCUUCGUCGGGUCAAGGCCGUGGUUUCAACUACGACGAGCAACCGCCGGCGCCGUUGUCGAUUGCUCGAUACACCUCGCGAACAAGCGACCAUUCGUCGAUUCGAACGCGUCCGAGAAAGGGCAGUCUUCGUCUUGCCGGUGUCGAGCUCAACCCGUUCGCGCGGUCACCGAGUAAGACGAGGACCGGAUCGGUCUUGAACCCCUCGAGGCUGUUUAGCGGAAGACGAUCAGCCAUCCCGGAAGGAAACGAGGCAACGACGCCGACACGGUCUCCCAUUGCGCGGUCACCGCGACCGGGGCAGGGAGGAGAGUCGACCGCCGACUACCCCAUGAUCGGGGGGCAAUUGGGGGGUGAAUCACCGUCUAAGUGA